AUGCUUUUCCUGUUCUUGCUUUUCGUGCAAUGGAUACAAGCACAAUUGAUUGCAAAUUCGACGAGCGAUUUUUUCGUCUUGAAUACGACUUCCCUCCCGUCGACCACAAUCCCCACGACCGGCACCACUCAGUCAAUCGUCCAAAAAACGACGUUCACCGUUGGAAUGAUUGUAACCGAAGUCCAACAACAGCAAAUCGGUUACUCGAUAACGGGCGGAGUGAUCGCUGUAGCUCUUGGGGAAAUCGCUCGCAUCCAUUUGUUGGAUACAAUCGAGUUUGAAUUCAUUGUCAAUUACACCGAUUGCACGGAGGCAAAUGCGGCAGGGGUUGCCGUCUACUUGAUGAAGGAGAGAAAUGUCGAUGUAGUGCUUGGACCAGCUUGUGGAGCGGCGAUCAUCCCCGUCGGCUUCUUGAGCACCUACUAUGAGACUCUGCAGGUGGCUUGGGGUUUUGCCUCGGCAGCAACAUUGUCUGAUACGACUCGUUUCCCAUAUUUGUCUACAGUUGUCCCAAAUUAUAAACAACUUGGCUAUGCUUUUAAUUCACUUCUGCAAAUGUUCAAUUGGGAUACGAUGGCGUUGUUCUAUGGUGACGAUGGCUACGGAGCUUGUAUCGAUAUGAUGAGCGAUGUGGCGGAUGCACUAACGGAUCCAAUUUUCAACUCGACAUCAAUCGCUAGUACACAAAAGGUGGAUCUCACCAGUGGCACGCGGCAGCCAAUGAUUACCGCCUUACAAAAGCUACGAGCACGAGCAAGAAUUAUUGGAGUACUCGACAAUGUUCGAGACGCUCCAUUGUACUGCAAUACGACCGAUUGCUUGCAAAACGAUUCGAAGUACACGGGCGGGAUUGGUUCUUUUGCUCAACAACUCUACGAUGCUUUCAUGUAUUACGCGUAUUGUCUAAACGCAUCGAUGGCUCUCGAUCCGAUCAAUGGCGCACGGAAUCAAACGGUUUUCCAGGCUGUUCGGAAUACUGUAGCCUUUUCAGGUUGGUCUGGAGCGAUUGCAAUGACGCCGAAUGCAACGAGGGUGCCCAGAUUUUUCCUUUAUGGAGUCACAAUUACAGGUUUAACCACUCGUUUCGUCAAUUUCACUUGGGCUGGUCAAGGGGAUUAUAUGAUCUCUACACCAACCUUCACUGACGAAGCCUCAUCGAUUUGGGCAGCACGCGGCGGUGCCCGACCAUUAUCCACCCCAAUUUGCGGAUUUCUGGGCACUGAUUGCCCGCUAACAACCUGGGAACAAAAUGGGAUUUAUAUUUGUGUUGGUGGAGGAGUCCUCAUUCUACUCGUUCUUCUCUUCUCUGUGCUUUUAGUCUACAUUACUCGUGAAAAGCGAAAAGAACGAGAGCGACUUGACGCCGAGUGGCAAAUCCCGUAUGUCAUUCUGGACCGAGCCGGUGAACCUGUUUCUGCUUACAAGUACAAGACGAUACCGAAAUUGGUGAAUGAGGAUUUUGCUGAGUUCAGAAUGCUCCGAAAGCUGGAAAACGAUAACGUGCACCGGUUCAUCGGUGUCUGUCACGAUCACGCACCAAUGAUGUCAAUUUGGAAAUUUGCGAGCAGAGGGACAUUGGAUGAAGUCGUUGCAAAAGGAUUUCAUGGGAAUUUAUGUUCUCAAACUUGUUGGAUCGAUGAGAGGAAGGGUGUUUUUGAUUUGGAGAAUCGAAAUGAAAAGAUUGAAGAAUUGCUCUACAUGAUCAAGAGAGGCUCGUCGAUUCCAAUGAGACCAAAUCUGAAUGUACCCGAGGAAAUGGAAUUGAACCCGGCUGUGCUUCAUAUGAUCCGCGAUUGUUGGUCGGAUUCACCAGAUGCUCGCCCAACAAUCUCCACCAUUAAAACAAUCAUCAAAUCGAUGGCUCAAUCCGAUGGAGGACAGCAAAAUCUGAUGGAUCAUGUCUUUAAUUUGAUGGAAUCUUAUGCAGAGACAUUGGAAAAAGAGGUACAAGAUCGAAUGACAGAAUUGGUGGAAGAGAAAAAGAAGAGUGAUCUGUUGCUGUAUCGGAUGUUGCCAAAGCAAGUAGCUGAUCGGUUAAAGCUUGGCCAAUCAGUAGAGCCUGAAUCCUUUGACAGUGUCACGAUUUUCUUCUCCGACGUCGUUCAAUUCACGAACUUGGCUGCAAAAUGCUCUCCGUUACAGAUCGUGAACCUCCUCAACGAUCUCUACACGAUAUUCGAUCAAAUCAUCGAGCAACACUCCAUCUACAAAGUGGAAACGAUUGGUGAUGGAUAUCUUUGCGUUUCUGGUCUUCCCUAUCGAAAUGGAAUCCAACACGUGAAAGAGAUCGCUGAAAUGUCACUGGAUUUCUUGAGAGCUGUACAGAUCUUUCGGAUUCCGCAUCUUCCAUCGGAAAAGAUAAACCUUCGAAUUGGAAUGCAUUCUGGCUCUUGUGUAUCUGGAGUUGUCGGAUUGGCGAUGCCAAGAUAUUGUCUUUUUGGUGACACUGUGAACACUGCAUCAAGAAUGGAAAGCAAUGGAAAACCUGGCCGAAUUCACAUGUCUUUUGAUGCUGUGGAUCUCUUGAAUAGAAUUGGUGGCUAUGAAGUCGAACCGAGAGGAGAAGUGAUCAUCAAGGGAAAGGGCGUGAUGGAGACAUUCUGGCUGAACGGGAGAAGCGAGAUUGGUGGAAUGACGAGUAUCGUUUCAAGGGCUGUCCCUCCACCCCCACCGGCGUUGAGUGAUGAUCGAGUGUUUCAUAAUCAACACACGGCCACUCGUGAAUCGACGCCAACAAUGCAAAAUGAAACGAGGCUCCCGUCAGCUGGAUCGCCCGGUCCAGCAUUACCAAAUUAUGAUGAAGCCAAGGGAAUGUACAGACAACAAAUCAAUUGGCAA
Molecule: messenger RNA, 2838 nt
Organism: Mesorhabditis belari
Lineage: Eukaryota; Metazoa; Nematoda; Chromadorea; Rhabditida; Rhabditidae
Source: the annotation of a GenBank genome assembly